Messenger RNA from Medioppia subpectinata, 1038 nucleotides. Lineage: Eukaryota; Metazoa; Arthropoda; Arachnida; Sarcoptiformes; Oppiidae. The record is from the annotation of a GenBank genome assembly.
AAACGAAAGCUUUGAUAAACGAGUGGUUAUUAAAAUACUUUCUCAUUUUGAAAGUCUUAUAUCUAAUUAAUUGCGAUGAAAAUGAUGUUCAUUUUGACUUUAAUAAGUAUUUCAAAGUUAAUGUAGCGACUAAUAAACCGACCGUCUUUGAAAAGAUGGUCACACUAUAUAACCCAGACGUAUGGCCCGGACCUAACGAUACCCACCACUCGUCCACAACCACUCCAAUGCCACCGAAAGCGCCGAGAAAUGCAAAGUUUGUGUUUGGUUUGCGACGAUCCGGAGUCGAGACACGAAACCUGGGCUACGGUUAUGACUACAAUGACACACAACCCAUUACUCCCUAUCCACCCGUCUAUACCACACCACUAACAAUAAGUCCAAUUAAUAGGAAGUUUUACGACUUUAAUUUCAAUCAAAUCAAUAACAAUACGGUUUACAAUCGACGAAACAUUACACGAGGUUUUAGGACUUUUAUACCAAAUGAAUACGGAAUCCGAUACCGCACUCCCAGACCAGUGUUCAGAGAGUACAACACAUCCCAAAUACUGCCCGACUUUAACAGCCAUAAUCAGUUCCCCGAUUACUAUUCCAGUAGACCUAUACUUAGACCUGUUCUCAGACCUGUACUCAAUGUUUAUAACAAUUCCCAAGACUUUUUCACCCGAGACUAUCCGCACAUAUCCCGAGACUUUCCCGAUGUCAGAAAUUUCACACUUCAGACAAUUAGUAACCAAACGUCAAAUACAGCGUUCAGAUGUGAAUAUCAGAGAUAUUUCGGAUAUUAUGCCGACGUCGGCUCCAAUUGUCGGGUCUUCCAUGUGUGCACACCUGAUGGUCGAAAGGCAUCGUUCAUAUGUCCAAAUAGGUUGCUAUUCAAUCAAAAGCUAUCGGUUUGCGACUGGAGUUAUAACGUUGAAUGCGAUCAAUCCGUUAAUUUUUACGACACAAACCUCAUUAAGUUUGACAAUUGGAAUAAACUAUUGUUUAGCAGAAAAAAGUAAAACUAAAACUAAGAAUAUCUUCACUAAUUCAGAC